Molecule: messenger RNA, 7217 nt
Organism: Spodoptera litura
Lineage: Eukaryota; Metazoa; Arthropoda; Insecta; Lepidoptera; Noctuidae
Product: BCL9 domain-containing protein legless
Source: RefSeq, a predicted model, not a curated record
GAUCCCGAUUUUUUGUUUCUUGCUGCAUACCCAUCGUUAUACCUUAAUUAGAUCACACGAAUGAUAUAAAAUAAUGUUAGACGCUUUCUCCCGUGGUAUCAUCUCGUUCGAAUGGCGUUCCCGAGGCAAUAAAUCGGCCAUAGCAAACGUGCGUUUCGUGUGCUCGCGCCCGUCUACACCCGACCUAUCUCAUUGUUUAUGUAUGGAGAAUAAGCCAGGAAUUUUUAUGGGGAUUCGCGGUGUAUUCUCGUUUUAAUUGAAUAUCUGGAAACGAUCAGGGUUUCUCGGCGCCUGGUAGUGACGGCGGGGUCGGUCCGCGCCAUCGGCGUCCCCCCGACCGCCAAGGUUUUUGUGAUCUCUAUUUAUAAUAUUCUCUCGAUCAUUUGGUGCAGCAUAAUGACAUUCUUGUAAUGAAGUGCCGUUCUGUGGAUUUGUGGGACAUGUGCCAAUUAUUGUGCCCGUGACGAAACGCGCCACGGAUUAGUUUUGUAUGUAUACAAAUGCACAACAUUAGUGUUUGACUUAGAUGGGAUCACAUGGACAUAAAAAAUAUCUAGAGAGUGUUGUUACAUGGCCAUGUACUGUCUUAGACACUGUGAUACAGUUUCAAUGUGCUAAACACCUGUAUAUGUGUUGUAUUUAUCACACUUGUGGAUAAGCAGUCAAGUUGGCGAAGGCACGCAGGGGUAUGAUCAAGGAGAAGGAGAAGGGCGGAGGCGCCCGCCUCAAGGACGAGCCCAGUGAUCCUGCUGAGCCCGGACAUGGGUCGCGUCCGCCGUCAGCGUCGCUGCCGACCCCAGCGGCGUUGAAAAAGGAACCUGACGAACCUCAGCACAGGGUCAAAUUGGAACCCCAUAGUCAGUCGGGUGGAGAAGACUCCACUGCCGACCUGGGAGUUGACGGUAUCAAGACUGAGAUUGACGGCCUUAUGGAUAGCGACGGUGACCCCACGAAAUCUCCGUCGUGUGAACUCGGCGGCCCAGGCUCUCUUAAGUCGGAGCGACUUUCCUCAGACUCAAAUGAUAUAUUAGACCCUCAGACAGGUCUCAGAGGACCCACAAAUAAUCUUCAGGAUCAAAAUCAAAAUUGUCGUAACCCCAACGGUGGGCCUGAGACCAUGGGGUCUUGUCGCAUGGGUGGCGGAGGAGGACCGAUGGGUCCCGGCGUCCCUAUGGGCUCCAUGUCUGCCAGUGAAGCACAAACGCUACCUUCUAACGUCAUCAGCAAACAAGCUGGCAGUAUGGAGCAGCAAAGUCAAAUCUUCGUGUUCUCAACGCUGUUGGCUAACAAGGGGGCAGAAUCCGUCAUUUCGGGACAACAUCACUCAAUUAUAGCGUAUCACUGCGCACAACCAGGCACUAAGAAGUAUCUUGAGAAACACCCUCUCAAGAUGGGUCAGUUCAAUAAACAGAGCCCUGCACAAUGGUUAAACAAUCUCGCCAUGGCCAAAACUCGGGGUGGAAUGCGAGGUGGGCCUAACAUGAUGGGUGGGCCUAAUCAAAUGGGGCACAUGAUGGGUGGACCAAUGGGCCCCAACAUGGGUCCAAUGGGUCACGGUGGAAUGGGACACAUGGGCCCUAACAUGAUGGGCCCCAACAGAAUGGGUGGACCUGGAGGUCAAAUGAUGAUGAUGAAAGGUGGACCAGGACAGAUGGGUCAGAUGGGACCUGGGAUGGGGCCUAUGGAUGGGUUUCCAGGAGGCACCCCGUCCUGUGGUGUCAUGGACGGCCUCGGUGCUGAUGGUGAAAUGCCCUGGGACACCAAAAACCCCUCUGUAAUGUCAAAUGGCAUGGCGAAUGGACCGGGCUCGUUGCCGGCUUGCUCGGAAGCGGGCCCCACUCCACAAGAUGCGCCCACUAGUCAAGCCUCUUCUGACUCCGGCCCUGAUCAACCUUGCCAAACUGGACCUAAAGGUGUGAAAAUACCAGAUGAAAACCUAACACCACAACAACGGGCCCACCGCGAGGAGCAACUGGCCACAAUACGCAAAAUGCAACAGAUGUUGUUCCCGGAAAGCGGAGGCAACAACCCCAACCAGGGCCCUGGUGAUGGAUCACAAGCCCCCAACGAUAUCAACCCACCAAACUCCAGUGCUAAUAUGAAUAUGUCACCUUUCCCCCCAAUGUCCAUGGGUCCAAAUGGCCCAAUGGGAUCUGGUCCAAAUGGGCCUAUGGUUUCCAUGUCAAACAGUAUGAACUCGGGACCGAGCUGCACAAUGUCCGGCCCGAUGGGCCCCAAUGGCCCUAUGGGAGGACCAAUGGGACCCGGCGGUCCUAUGGGUCCAAAUGGCCCCAUGGGUGGUCCAAUGGGAGGGAUGGGUGGGCCGGGUGGUAUGGGAAUGGGAGGGCACGGGUCUAUGGGGCCUAAUGGUAUGAUGGGUCCAAAUGGGCCUAUGAUGUCGGGAAUGGGUCCGAACGGGCCGAUGGGUCCAAUGGGACCUUGUGGGAUGAAGGGAAUCAGAGGUCCAUGUGGUGGUCCAGACAUGAAGAGUGGAAUGUGUACAGAUAUGCAUAUGGGAAGAGGAUGUGGAGGACCAAUGGGGCGUAUGCCUAACCCCAUGGGUGGAAUGGGAGGGCCUAAACCAUGUAUGAUGGGUGGACCACACAUGGGACCUAGAAUGAUGCCAGGACCUAAUCUCAAUGCUAUGAAUGUGCCGCGUCUUCCAGGAGGGAUCAUGAUGGAUGGGAGUAUGAUGGGUGGCAUGGUGCCUCAUGGAGACUGUGGACCAGACCACCAUGGGAUGCCCGUCAAUGGGCCCAUGUGCGACGAAUAUGGACGCGGGAGAAACAUGGGUCCAGGCGACCCCGGUGGGUUAGGUCCGGGGGUGCACAAGGCGGGGCUGCGAAGCCCCAAGAGCCCCGCCUCAGCAGACAUCGACUGGCAGAAGAUACAACACCAAUUCUUCGAUGACCCCAAGUCCAUGGAUAAUGACAUGAGCACACAAGUAAAGUCACCCUGUUCUGAAAGAGGCGGGUGUCUACCCCCGCCGCCUUAUGGAACCUCACCUUUACACAGAUCUGCCUCUGUGCCUAUAGAUGACCGUUAUUCACGGUCAGCAGCGACACAAUCACCGGGACACGGGUCUGUACAAAUGCCAAUGUCUGCGGAGGCGUCUAGGGCCGGCUCAGGGCUUAACAGUCCUGCGCAUUGCAAACCGGGACCUAAAAACGAUGCACCAGAAAUACUAGAGAAACUAGACGAGGGGGUGUUUGUCCGUACUCUCCAAUGUUUGGCGGCGCAACAGCAGAAGAACCAACAGGGUAGUUCGCACGGCAAGGAGCCGAGUUUGAUGCCCGUGCCGUCACCGCAGCAAAUAUCGUACCUCAACCAGUUCGAAGGUCAAGAGUUAACAAUACAGAAACAGCCAAACACGUCACUAAAAGACAACGGGCCGCCAUCAAACAGUGGAGGGCAAACACCACAAUCUAACUCAAAUCAGAAAUCACCCGCCGGCAUGAUGCCGGGCACGCCUGAACCUCAUGGAUCGUUGUCGGAAGCGAGAGCAGGCCGCUUCUCCUUGGAACAGAGUCCAGGCUUCAAUAAUCCACAAACACCCACCUCUGCUGCCAACACUAAGUGCCAGGAUGAAAAAUCUCGACCAAGUCCACAAUCGAACCGGUCAAGUCAAGACAGUGCAUCGAAAACGCCACAACGGGACACCCCGAACUUGAGCCAGGGACCUUAUGCGCCGACGUCGUCAUCGUCGUCGUGUGCUGGAAGUGUUAAGAAUAGUUGCAGCGUAGCGUCCAGUGGGUCUGUUACCACGGCGAGUGGAUCUAUGGACGAUUCUAUGGCGGGAAAUAAUGAGACAACACUAUCGGGUGGGCCAAACAGCACGAGUCUUCCAGGACCUUUCCCUGGCCCGUGCAGUAUGAACAGGCCAGACAACAUUCCCAUCAACCCCAACCAGGGUCCAAAUGGGCCCAUGACGUCCACGUCUUCCUUCGACCCUAUUUCGUCCCUGGCACAAAUGUCACAACAGCUCACAAACACAGUGGGUGGUGGCGGCCCUGGCCCUGGAGGGCCAAUGGGACCCAAUGGCGGCAACAUGGGACCUUUCGGAUCAGGACCACAUCAUAUGCAACACCAUCACUCAAUGCAUCCUCAUGGACAUCCACAUAUGAUGAUGAAUGAUUUAGGAUGCCAUAUGGACAACAUGGGUGGGCCAGGAAUGGGUGGACCUAUGGAAGGAAUGAUGGGAGGAGGCGACUUCCCGCCUGAUAUGAAUCUUAGUCCAAAAAUGGGUGGAGGGCCCAUGGGCGGUCCUAUGGGACCGAUGGGACCUGACGCAGCCAUGAUGGGACCCAGAAUGGGUGGUGCUGGCAAAAUGCCACCCUUCAACGGUGCAAACGUACAAGUUAAAGCGAGCGCACCUAACACGAUACAGUACCUGCCCACGAGGCCGCAGAUGCCUUGCAACUCAGGACCACGAGGUCCCCCCAGCUUGGACUUCUUGCAGCGAGUGACGAACCCACAGAUGCAAAUGGAGGGCGGUAAGGGAGGCGUGCCCUACUUCCCAGGCGCGCGCGCCAUGGACAUGGAGGGCAGCAUGCGCGGCGUCAUGCGCGCACCCAACAUGCUCCGCAUGCCGCACCACUACCCCGCCGGGUUCAAUUCCCCGCCCAAGAUGCCCGAUCCUUUCGGUGGGCCUGGGCCCAACCCCAUGUGUGGGCCUAGCUUCCGGGGCGUGAAGGGUGGCAUGGGACCCGGUAACGUACGCAUGGGGUCAGCGCAACCGCUGCCGCCGUCCAUGGGUGGGCCGGGGCCAGGCUUCAAGGGUCAGGGCUUCGCAGUGCCGUCGACGGCAGACCCGACGUACGCGGCGCAGUUCCACAACUUCCAGCAGCAGCUGUACGCGACGGGGUCGCGCGCGGCGCAACCCCACCAGACGUACCCGCCGUACCAGCCGUCUAAGUGAUGGCCGGCGACCGAGUGCGCCGCCUGUGCCGCGGUAUGACGUCGCGGCUCUGUCGAUGCUGUUCAGUUUUAGCGACGUUCGUUCUUUUGUAUUGCAGACUGAUCGGUGGUAGUUUGUGUUUUUCGUCGACGAAGAAUGCGACCGUACUUAAUAAAUUGUACACCAGUGAAAUGAGAGAUCAAAUAUUUUGUUAGUGAUUUUCGUUAGUCCGCGUAUUAUUGUGAGAUUUUUCGAUGUUGUGAAGUUUUUCAAACUAAUUUUAUUAUGUUUAUUGUAGCGUAUCGGUUUCGUUUUAGGUUAUUAUUCUAGGUUUCUUGACUGAGCAUGAAUUUUAUGUUAGUGAAUGCAGAUGCGUUUGUACAAAUUGUACAAAAUUUAGACGUGUUAUUGUGUACUCUACAUAAUUUAAAGUACAGUUUAGACGUAAUUUUUUGCUUAUGGCAAUAAAUUAGUUUUAGAUGGUUUUUACACAGACAUGCCAGAAUUUCAGUGUAUCGGUUCCUUUACUUAGCUAUUUUUAUAUAUGAUUCCUAUGCACACAGAUAUCUAGUCAAUUUUGAAAUUAAUGGAGCCCAACCCUGUGUUAAAAUGUAAUCUUAAACUAUUGAAUCCGCACUUUGGUUACUCUAAUAACACAGAAGUACAUAAUUUUAUAUGUUUUGUCCAUUUUAGUUUUAUGUUAAUUAAUUAAUUAGUGAAAUUGGUUUAUUAUAAUUAUUUGGCUUAAUGGUCAGUAUAAAUUGAAAAUUAUGUUUCAGUUAAUUAACUGUUUCAUUUGAUCUGAAUAGCAAUGUUUUUUCUGUCUUCCAAUACCUUUACUAGGCUCUUAAUAUAACAAUACCGCUAGUGUCGAGUAUACAUGAUCAUUUUAUACUCUACUUAAAUCUAAAACUUGUUAAUUACAAGUGCUAGUAGUCUUUACUUUUAAUAAUUAAAAGUACUUAAAAUCUGAUGCCAUAUUAUUUGCCACGUGAAUUUAUUUCGUGAUAUUUUUAACCGUCUUAUUUAAUUUAUUAUCGUCUGUAAUUCUGUAUGAACAAUGCCAAGAUUAUCUGAUCGCAACAGUUUUUGUUUUAAUCAUAGUACAUAGGGCAUAUUAAUAUGCUAGGCUAGUAGUCGCACAUUGUGGUUGACACAGUGGCCUUGGUUAAGUAAUGCCUUGUUUAAAAAGCAAUGAACCCCGGCGGAUGCGAAGCGAGCGAUGAGCGAUCACACACCGGACCUGUGUGCAGACUGCACUACACACAUACACAUUAACGUCAUCACUCAUCACAACAUUACAUCACAGACAAACAGACCCAACGCACUCUUACAUAUUUCUAAACGUGGCCAGCUAAUUUGUGUAGCACAAACGAUAACACAAAUUAGCUUCACAUUUAAAAUAGUAUUAAUUAGUUUUUUAAAAGACGUGUUAUCAAUAUCGGCGUCGAAAUCGGACAUAGUAUUUCAUAUAACACGCAAAUAUGAUCUCCAUUUUUAAUCGAAUAGGAUAAAACCGUGUUAAAUGACGAAGGACACCGAUAUGUUCAACGGACGGAUUUUAAAGUUGCAAUCUCCUCGAAUAAUAAUUAUUUGUUUUAUUCAGGAUUUGACAAAAUACCUAACGUAAGGUCCAAGGUAUAUUUGAGUAUCAUAGCGAUACUAGUCCAGUACUCUCCCGUGAUCUCAUUCACUGCUUUGUGCCAAUUGCCAAGUAUCGUUGGGUGACGUAACACGUCGAAUAAAUAGUUGCGGAGACACGGAGCGCGUUCCAACGAAAUUAUUGUAAAGAUUUAUAAGCCGCGGUAUUAGCUCAACGUAGCACAGUCUGCACUCAGCUCUAGAUCUCGAGAUUACAAAGGGCAUGGAGUAAUUGUGAGGAAACAGCACAACAGUCCAGUAAGAAACACCCGCUAGCAAUUAGAUAGUCUUAAUUUAAUUGUAAUUAUAAUAUAAGGUAAAGAAUGGUUCUUGUUUUAGUAAUAAGCGAAGAGCAAUGAUAUAAAAUAGUUUGUGUAAUAUUGAUAAGAGAUGAAAUUAAGAUGCAAACUAUUGGUUGUGAUUCUGACACAAUUUGUUAAGUUGUUCGUAGAUUUGUCACACGGAGAAUUGUGGAAACUUUACUGAUUCACGAUAAGGUCCUUUUUAAUUUUAUUUUUAUUUGUUUUUGGAUAUUUUUUACUUGUCGUUCUCGUUUGUACAUCGCUAACAAUAAUUGUACAGAGUACUUUUGGACUUAAUUUAAGGCAAUAAAUGUAUUUAUUUUAUAACUCGUGAUGUAAGAAUUUAUUCUUAAUUAUUAUAAAAAAAUAUAUAAUAU